Molecule: messenger RNA, 2206 nt
Organism: Medicago truncatula (barrel medic)
Lineage: Eukaryota; Viridiplantae; Streptophyta; Magnoliopsida; Fabales; Fabaceae
Product: dephospho-CoA kinase
Exons: 4
Coding region: 1235-1939 (234 amino acids)
Biological process (GO): coenzyme A biosynthetic process
Molecular function (GO): dephospho-CoA kinase activity; ATP binding
Source: RefSeq, a predicted model, not a curated record
AUCUCUUUUUUGUAAAUAUCAUAUGUUUUUUUGGUCUGAUAUUUAAUUUUAACAGUACAAACUCAAAAUUUCUACCUCACAUUGUACCAAUUUUUUUUUUUCACCACUCACCCGUCAUUAGGGAGUAUAGAGAGAAAGGGGUGUUGGGGAUAUGAGAAUGAGAGAAGGCUCUGAUGAGAGAGUUGAAGAUGAAAACGUGUGGUUUUGGAAUGAGGUGAGUGAAGAGAGGUGAAACAUAGUUGAGAAGGUUAUGGGAUUGAGAGAAGGCUCUGAUGAGAGAGUUGAAGAUGAAAACGUGUGGUUUUGGAAUGAGGUGAGUGAAGAGAGGUGAAACAGAGUUGAGAAGGUUAUGGGAUUGAGAUGCUGUGAUUAAGUGCUCUGCGAUUGUUGUGUGUGAUUGAAGGUUGUGAAUUAUGAUUUGUGCUUGAAUUUGUUUUACAUGAAUUUGUGUACGGCAGAAACUUUUCAGCAGUUUUACCACUAUUUCUGCCAAACAACUCAUGUUCCCAUUCAUCUGUUUAGAGAAUAAUAAUGAAAUAAAGAAGAAAAAAAAAUGCAUCAAUCACUAUUUUAUAGUAGUACCUCAAAAUUAUAGGAAUAGGAAUGAAACAAUUUAAUCUCCUAAGAUUAAGCAAUUAUUAAAUUAAAUUGAACAAAUAUCAAAUCAAAUUAUCAAUAGUAUCAAACGAAACCUUACAUAAAUUUUUUGUAAAAAAAGUGGAAAAAAGAAAAUGCACAUCCAGGGAAUCGAACCCUGGUCCGUACCGUGGGAGGGUACUAUGAUGCCACUACACCAGAUGCACUUAAUGUUAAUAAUAUAUUAUAGCAAAUAUAUGAUGAAAUAUUUUAGUACUCUGCGAAUGAUUUCUCUGAUUCUUAUUACACGUUUCCCACUGUCUAUAUUUCGAAAGAGUAGUGAUAUUUGACAAACAAUUUUUGACAAUUAUCAUGGCAACUUUUUUUUCCUCUCUUUCUAUUGGUUAAAAACAAUGGAGAGAGAAAAAAAGGAGGAGAGAAAAUAAAAAUAUGAUGUGAUUAUGAAAGAGAUAGUUGUCAAAAAGUUGUCACAAAUAUCAUUUCUCAUUUCGAAAUCGCGCGACUUCGGCCCUCCUCCGUCCACCGCCUUCGGAUUCAACCCGUCCAGUUUUUGCCUCGCCCAACAACAGGGGAAGUGAAAACAAAAUUCAGAAUUAAUAGCUUACAAGUAGCAAGGGUGCAGUAUUAGAUAGAAAUAAUGCGGAUCGUUGGACUGACUGGUGGAAUAGCAAGUGGCAAGAGCACUGUUUCCAAUUUAUUCAAGUCUAAUGACAUCCCUGUUGUCGACGCUGAUGUAGUUGCCCGUGAGGCGUUGAAAAAAGGAAGUGGUGGAUGGAAAAAGGUUGUUGAAGCAUUUGGGGAGGAAAUUCUACUAGACAAUGGUGAAGUUAACAGACCCCGACUUGGCCAAAUUGUUUUUGCCGAUCCUGAUAAGCGUCAAUUUCUCAAUCGAUUGUUGGCUCCUUAUAUAUCCUCGGGGAUCUUUUGGGAAGUUGUGAAGCUGUGGUCAAAAGGUUAUAAGGUCAUCGUUCUCGACGUCCCUUUGUUAUUUGAGGCCAAGAUUGACAAGUUCACGAAGCCCAUAAUUGUUGUGUGGGUUGAUCCUGAAACACAGAUUCAGAGACUCUUGGCAAGAGACAAUUCUAGUGAGGAGGAUGGUCGGAACAGGGUUAAUGCUCAGAUGCCGCUUGAUGUUAAAAGGAGUAAAGCUGAUAUAGUAAUAGACAACACCGGUUCACUUGAUGACUUGAAUGAACAAUUUCAGAACGUUUUGGUUCGGGUCACUGGACCUUUGACAUGGUAUGAGUUUUGGCAAUCUAGGCAGGGAGUCUCGAUCAUUCUUGCUUCACUUACCUCGGGUGUUGUUCUAUGUAUGAAGGUAUUUAACAACAACAGUUUAUAACCACUUGCCUAUAGGUGUUUUGUGAAGUGCUUAACGGUAUCUAUUUCUAAAUUCACAACAAAUAGAUAUACCAUAACACUGCUCAAGUUCCAAGACGAUAUUUGAAUUUCCAUGUUUUUAAGUAAGUAUAAGAGAAGAACUAUAUUUUUUGUUCCCCUUGUUUGGGUCUCAUUUUCUUUCCUUUUAUCGUUGGUGGUUGAGAAAAUGACUAAAAGUUCAUUUGGUCAUAAAGACUUUCGGGUGAUAUUAUUGCUAUAUUAUUACAUA